This is a messenger RNA of Rubroshorea leprosula, 681 nucleotides long. Lineage: Eukaryota; Viridiplantae; Streptophyta; Magnoliopsida; Malvales; Dipterocarpaceae. The record is from the annotation of a GenBank genome assembly.
GGCGUUCACCGUCGGAUUUCUCGCAACGGGAUCGACAAUUGUGGUUCUGUCGAAGUUUGAAAUGCACGUUGUGCUAUCGGCGAUCGAGAAGUACCGCGCGACUCUCGUCCCGCUCGUACUGCCGAUACUGCUGGCGAUGGUGAACGGCGCCGACCAGAUACGGAGGAAGUACGAUUUGAGUUCGAUGAAAACGAUUAUGUGUGGUGGGGCGCCGCUGAGCAAGGAGAUGGUAGAGGGGUUUGUGGAAAAGUAUCCAACGGUCUCGAUUCUUCAAGGGUAUGGUUUGACUGAGUCAACGGCGCUGGGGUCGUCAACAAACUCGCUGGAAGAGAGUCGGAGGUACGGUGCGGCGGGACUAUUAUUGGCAAGCAUGGAGGCCAAGAUUGUGGACCCAGAUUCCGGUGAGGCAUUGGGGGUUAAUUGCUCCGUUUAUUUCAGGAAUGCGGAUGCUACGGCUACAACUCUUGAUUCAGAGGGAUGGUUGAAGACUGGAGAUCUUUGCUACAUUGGUGAAGAUGGUUUCAUUUUUAUAGUUGACAGGUUGAAGGAAUUGAUUAAAUACAAGGGAUAUCAGGUCCCUCCUGCAGAACUAGAAGCCUUGCUGCUUACUCAUCCUGAUAUAAACGAUGCCGCUGUCAUACCGUAAGUCUCAUUAUGUUCUAAUCAACAUUUAGUUUGGUU